Paramacrobiotus metropolitanus is the source of this 1840-nucleotide messenger RNA. RefSeq names its product leukocyte elastase inhibitor A-like. The record is from RefSeq and is a predicted model, not a curated record. Gene Ontology annotation, molecular function: serine-type endopeptidase inhibitor activity. Lineage: Eukaryota; Metazoa; Tardigrada; Eutardigrada; Parachela; Macrobiotidae. Bases 162 to 1580 code for a protein of 472 amino acids. The transcript has 2 exons.
ACCGAAUUUCGCGAUUAUUAUGAUCGGGUCCCACCAGUGCAUGUUCCAAUAAACUGUGUGUACAAGUAUGCAAGAUUACGGCUUUCUGGUUCCAUCUUAAACUGCAGGAAGUGGAAAUAAUAUAGGUGUUUGUUUUGGAUCAAUUAAUAUACACUUAAACCAUGGACCAACUUCGUCCACCUGUGGAACGACUGAGUUUUGAUAUGUUCACAGCCGCUUCGGAUUUAUUGCACGAAAGAGGGCAAGAUGACAAGAAUUUUGUUGUGGGAGCGUUUUCAGCAGCAGCAGCCGCUGCACUGAUUUAUGUUGGAUCGGAGGGGACCACAGCCGACCGACUGAAAAGGAUCAUGCGUUUUGAACGGCUCUUCGAAAACCGCUGCACACCACAGCUAAUUAUGAUUGCUUUCCGGCAAGCAGUCGCCCACAUUACCAAGCGUCCGGAUCAACACUUUCCGCUGGAUGAUCAGUCAAAGCAGAGUGCCUUCCAAGUUGUACUGGCCAGUAAAGUAUUUUUCCGUGUCGGUAACGCGAUCCGCAGUGAACUCUACAAUAACGCCAAACACGUUUUCAACAAUGAUAUAGCCGAAAUGGAAGACAUCAAAGACGGCACCACGCUGGACGAGCUGAGAAAAAACAUCAAUCAAUGGGUGAAGAAAAACACUGAUGGGGAAUUUGCUGAAUUAUUAGCCCCCAUUGAUUUGCAGGAUGUGGAUGACGACUUGACAAGAAUGUUUCUUCUGAACGUGACCUUUAUGCGGGCGCGGUGGAAUGAGUCGUUCAUGUUUAGUGACGUAACCGAAGGUAUCUUCACCAAUGUCCACGGGAAACAGCUCGCGGUGCCAAUGAUGCAGGGAAUUAAACAUCUGGUAUAUUCGGAGGAUACGGUACACCGGGUUAAAUAUAUUGAACUCCCAUAUGCGAACAACGAAGCAUCACUGUGUCUGAUGUGUCCAACACCGUACCGUGGACGCCGCCGGACCAUCAAAGAAAUGCUCAGGAACUUUGAGUCGGAUACCUUCGCAAGAAUAGCUGUUAAGAAGAAAUUACGAAAAGUUAACUUCAAAAUGCCCAGAUUUAAGGUUGAUAAUACAUUGGAUCUGAAGGAUAUUUUUCAGCGAAUUGGUAUGAUGGCUGCGCUGGAAGGCGUAUCAUCGGCAGCCACCGGUUCCAGCGUAAUGGACAAUUCCGGGUUUUCUCUGAUCGGAGCAUUUCACAAAUGUUCAAUGGAGGUCAACGAGUUUGGAUCAUCCGCCGAUUCUUUUUCACGUAAGCCUUCGGAAAAAAGUGAAGUCCCUGAAUCAAGCAACGAUAUUCGACAUAAUCGAGUGUCAUCUAUUAGCGAGAUUGUGCAGUUUCACGCUGACCACCCAUUUAUAUUCAGUGUGCGGCACAAUUUGUCUGGAUUGAUUUUAUUUGUUGGACGGGUGGCCGAUUUUCCGAGUGCGCCAAGCGUCAGUAGCAGUGCAACGCGCAGUAGUUCCGCGUCGAAAACGUCGGAAACUAUUCGGAAUUUCUUCAGUCGGCAGCUGAGUGGCGGAAAAUUCCCUUCGCUGGCCCCAACAAAAAGCGCUCCUAAAUAACCUUUCACCACAAAUUUUUUGCUAUUUGUUGGCAUGAAGUUAGUAAUUAGAGUGUACGAUGGGUGCAUAUGCAGAUUAUACGAUACAAGAAAUCAUAGUGUACAAUGCUACCAUGAGUCCUCUUUGUAGAAUCCUUAAAUUUGCUCAUUACUUGUAACGUAGCCACAAUACCGCUUAAAACAACAGUACAAAAAAGUUCGUGAGCUGUGUAGUAUAAUUAAUGCGACUGCUGUAUAGAGGAAAGACACUAUAAAAAAAUG